Umbelopsis ramanniana AG is the source of this 2383-nucleotide messenger RNA. RefSeq lists its product as uncharacterized. Gene Ontology annotation, molecular function: TFIIIC-class transcription factor complex binding. The transcript is spliced from 6 exons. NCBI's taxonomy places the organism in Eukaryota, Fungi, Mucoromycota, Umbelopsidomycetes, Umbelopsidales, Umbelopsidaceae. Bases 73 to 2157 code for a protein of 694 amino acids. Gene Ontology annotation, biological process: RNA polymerase III preinitiation complex assembly. The record is from RefSeq and is a predicted model, not a curated record. Gene Ontology annotation, cellular component: transcription factor TFIIIB complex.
UUUUUUUUUUUUUCUUUCUUAUAAUCUGCUACACCGCUUUGGACAAAUCUCAGACCGUUUAAACCAUUCACCAUGUCGACAUUAACGUCGCUUAGUGUUAACAAGGGAAACACUCGAUUUGCACCCAAGGUCAAACCCAGAAUCAACCGUGCGUCAAAUGAUCCCACGAAACAAACCAGUGAAGCAGUAAAACCAACAAGUUCACAAAAACCAGCAGAUAAUGGAAAAGAAAAAGAGCAGUUCAGCAGUGGAAGAAUUGCAAAAUUACCUGUCAAGGUGACCAAACCACAAAAUACCACCCCUAUAAUACCUCCAACAUCCUCAGCACGAGAAUCAGCAGGGCCACCUAGCAUUGUCGCUACCCCUAUACCGACUGUCCAGACCACGUCCGCUCCAAAGGUUGCACCAGCCGUUCACAAAGCAGCGCCAACGGCCAUACCAACCGUGGCAUCUGCGCCGCCCGUCUCGUCAGCAGCAAAGCCCAGCGUUCGAAGCAAGAUUGAUAAAGCAAGAGCAGCAGCUACUUUAGGAAAGCGGAAGGCGGAUGAGGUAGCUAGUCAGACCAAAGAAUCGGCAGUCAGAGGCACUCCAAUGUCGUCGGCGAGCAAAGGCAAGGAGAAAGAGAAACUGAAAGCGAAAGCGGCUGCAGGAAAGCAAAAGGUUGCAGUCAGCCAAAGCAAAGCGGUCGAACCAAAUGAAAUGCUAUCAUCUGUAUCGAAAAGUACGGCAACCCCGGAUCCCAUGAAUAGAGCUGUAAGAGCUGGUACUCGUUUACCUAUUGUUCGCAAUAGAGAAAUACAAACCAGAGACGCCAAGGGCAAGGAGAAAGAAGUUGACCCACUGUCAAGAGCUGUCAAAUCUGUAGAUGGAUGGAAGCCUAUCAAUGCAAGGAAAAAACCUGCUGCUGUUGCUCAAGUGGAGGCAACGUCGAGCCUUGAAGCUAAAGCUAAAGCCACUAAAGCGAAAGCCACUGGUUCAACGACCAAAGCCAAAGUUACUAAAGCGAAAGUCGCUGCUUCAGCGGCUAAAAAGCUUACAGCUGCCGCCAAGGCCAAAACCUCCAGUGCUGAAAAAGCAACGGCGAAAAUGACGACCAAAAAAACAGUAACCACUAAGCGAACUGUUUCACGCAAACCACGCGCUACAGCUGACGUAGCCGAAGCGUCAACCAGUGCUUCAGCGGCGGCUAAGACGGUACGGAAACCAAGAAUGGCCAUUAAGCGAAAGCGAGUUCCCAUCAUACCUUUAAAGAAACGAAAAAUACCUAUUCUACGUACACCAAAACCAAAACCUCUACCACCACCGCUUGUCACUCUCGACGAGUUCCAAGGCGAUCCUAUGGUGGAUGAUUUCUUGGACCGACCAAUGAGCGAUUUCAUCAAGGAUGAUAAGAAGGGAAUAGUGUCAAAGAUGUUCAAAGAAUUUGAAGAAACUCGUUUGAAAAAGCGAAAACGGGAAGAAACACCUCACCAGAAUGCAGCGGCUAGUACAUCUCAGACAGUUCCUGACGUGGUCAUGCCUGAUAUCAAGAGACAGAAGGAAGAAGAAAGCAAACCGUUAGAGGACACAGCAUUGGAAGAGAGCUCCUAUGCUCCACAACUGCAAUUCGUCAAUGGUAAAAUGGUUCUUGAUACUGAAUCGCUAGCCAUCAAGCGGUCAGCUAUGGCUACUGAUAUUCCUGCCGAGGCCAUGGAGAUUGUUGAAGAAACCUCGAUGAGUAGGGUCGUCAACAGUCAGUCGUAUGGAAAGAAGAGUAAGAGCCAGCGAUGGAAUGCUGAAGAAACCGAGAAAUUCUACAAUGCUCUUGCGCAAUGGGGAACGGAUUUCGAAAUGAUUACUCGAUUAUUCCCUGAACGAAAUCGAAGGCAAAUCAAACUCAAAUUCGUGAGGGAAGAACGAGUCGCUCCUAAAAAGGUCACUGAUUACUUGAUUCGAAAGAUCAAACCAGUUGAUAUGGAGCACUAUAUGAGCAUCACGGGAAGAACAUUUGAAAACGAAAUGAAGAACAUGGACGUCGACUUCAACAAUUUGGUGCCAGAAAAAAUGGAGACGGAAGCCAAGGGUGAGACAAGUACCGCCGGUGCUGAGGCAGAAUUGGAAGCAACCGUACCAGAAACUGAACCUGAAGAGGAGGUCUUGGGUUAUGUUGAUGCAUGAAAGAGAUACUGUUUAUAUAAAUUGUCUGUACCAUACAUAAUAAAAUGCACAUUAAUGGAUAGUCGUGAUGCACAGUGCAGCUCGUGGUUCAUUGACUGUGCAUCAUCUUAUGGCAUUGUUCGUACAUCUGUAGAGAGAAGGCAGCUGUAGGAAACUACACAUUCAUACAUAAUUGUGCUAGAUCAUAUACAAAAGCAUAAUCACUAGCCAUAAAUUUCACCUAUAC